AUGCAGCCUGAUGGCGUCCCCCUGGCUGGGAUCAAGGAGGCAGCCUCCGCGGGUCCCCGGCACCCCGAACUCUUGGCUUCCCCUGCUGCGUUCGAUGCUGUAUUAACACAGCCUCUGCUGACGCUCAAUGCCAGUGACAACCAUGAGUGGAAAAAGCUAAUUAUGGUUCACCACUGGCCCGUAACAGUGUGCAAGGAAGUUGGAAAGGACUGCAGAGACCCUCCGGACUACUGGACGAUACACGGAUUAUGGCCUGACAAAGCGGAAGAGUGUAACAGAUCGUGGCACUUUAACUUCCAAGAGAUUAAGGACCUCCUGCCAGAAAUGAAGAUGUACUGGCCUGAUGUGCUCCAUCCGCUAAAUCACAGCCAUUUCUGGCAGCACGAGUGGGAGAAGCACGGCACGUGUGCGGCCCAGGUGGACACCCUCAACUCUCAGAAGAGAUACUUCGGGGGUGGCCUGGACCUGUACCAGAAGCUGGCGCUUAACAGCAUGCUCCAAAAGUUGGGAAUAAAGCCGUCUAUCAAUUACUACCAGAUUUCAGACAUUAAAGACGCCCUUGCCAGCAUAUAUGGAGUCAUCCCUAAAGUCCAGUGCCUUCCACCAGAAUCGGGUGAGGAGGUGCAGACCAUCGGCCAGAUAGAGGUGUGCUUCACCAAGGGGCUGCAGCUACGCAACUGCACGGAGCCCGGGGAGCCCGAGGAGCCCGCGUCCCGCCGGCCCGGAGCGGGGGGCCCGGGGCUGGAGGUCUGUGAGGACGGCCCCGCCUUCUACCCCCCACCCGACGAGACUCGGAAACACUGAAAAGCGGGAGAGUCACAGACGGCCGCGUGUCUACAAGCAGCUCCAGAGCGGAAGUGUCUGUUCACGGCCGUCCCUCCCGGGAGCCUGUCUGUUUCGCCGUCUUCGCCGCCGGGAGCCGAUCCGCAGGCCCCGCAGGGCCGGGUGCAGCGUGGGGACACGGAGGGGAGGAAAUGGCUUAGGCCUUCGCCCGCUCUGCGGUUGGAAUAAAGGAUACAGAUUU
Molecule: messenger RNA, 1024 nt
Organism: Puma concolor (puma)
Lineage: Eukaryota; Metazoa; Chordata; Mammalia; Carnivora; Felidae
Source: RefSeq, a predicted model, not a curated record